AUGCAGAUUUUUGUCAAAACUUUGACUGGGAAGACCAUUACACUCAACGUUCAACCGUCCGAUCUUGUUGAGACGCUCAAGGAACGCAUCCUUGACAGAGAAGGAAUCCGACCAGCUGAACAGAUACUAAUUUGCAAUGGAAAACCCCUUCAGAAUGGCAAGCCCUUGUCUUUCUACGGAAUUCAAAAGGAGAGUACAGUUCACCUAACUGCUAGAUGUGUUGGUGGACACUUUUGA
Haemonchus placei is the source of this 237-nucleotide messenger RNA. The record is from the annotation of a GenBank genome assembly. Lineage: Eukaryota; Metazoa; Nematoda; Chromadorea; Rhabditida; Trichostrongylidae.